Molecule: messenger RNA, 1065 nt
Organism: Coniosporium apollinis CBS 100218
Lineage: Eukaryota; Fungi; Ascomycota; Dothideomycetes
Exons: 2
Coding region: 1-1065 (354 amino acids)
Biological process (GO): chromatin remodeling
Cellular component (GO): Ino80 complex; nucleus
Source: RefSeq, a predicted model, not a curated record
AUGCGCAUGCGCUUCGAAGCUCAGAUGAACGAAAGCAACGCGCUGUUCAAAGACGAACACAAAGCCCUCGCGCUCGCCCGGCGACUCCAAGAGCAAAACGACCAGCUCCUAGACCUCAUCCUCGACAUCAACUCCUCCGCCCGGCUCCCCCCACACCAACGCAUCGACCUGCGCUCGCCCUCCCCCAGCGCCUCCGCCGUCCCCUCCCUCGAACCCGACGAGGAAGCCGACACCACCGCAAUCCAGCACGCCCUUCAAACCGCGCGCGCACAGCUCACCGCCGGCACACUCACCCCCUCCGACUUCACACACCUCGAGUCCACCCUGACCGCGCGCCUCCCCCCUCAUCAGCGUCCCCGAACCCUAACCCACCUCGAAGCCAUCCCGCACACACCCUAUCCGCCCUCGCGCCCUCUCCCCGAGGAUCUCGCACCCGAGACGCAAACACCACCGGGCUACUUCUCCCCCACGCACGAAGACGAGUACCUUAGCACGCUCGACACAGUCCUCGACGCGCACCCCUCAGCACUCGACCUCGACGCCGACCCGGCCCUCGUGACGCGUCUCCUCUCGCGCCCCGCAGCCGCCAGCAUCCCCAGCGACAAAGACCUGCAGCUCCGCAACCCGGACAGCGUCUACAACUGGCUGCGGCGGAACCAGCCCUCCGUCUUCCUGCAAGACCGCGACGCCAAGGACCUGGUCUCCAACAUGGACGCCGGGAGCGAGAAGAGCGGGCCCGCGCACCAGCACGCGCAUAAAGCCCCACCGGCCCACCGCGCGACCAAGCGCGGCGCGCCGAGGGAUGUCACGUCUACCCCGCAGCAGAAGAGCGAGCAGGAGGCCCUGGAUGAGGAGAUUGGGUUCGUGGCCGAGGCUGGGCCGGGGGCGGGCAGCGCGAAGAGGAAGAAGGGCGAGGAUGACGCGAGUUAUAGACCUAAGGGGGGCAGCAGUCGGCCUGCGAAGAGGAAGAGGGAGGAUGGGGAGAAGGUGGGGGGGAGGAAGAAGGUUGCUAGGGCGUCGGGGGCGGGGGCGGGUGGUGCGGGUGGGGUGGGGAGUCCGGGAUGA